AUGGCGGAGGUUAGGCUAUCUUCCGAGACCCGGGACCUGACCCGAGUAGAGCGCAUAGGUGCUCACUCCCACAUCCGGGGCCUCGGCCUCGACUCCGCUCUCGAGGCCCGGGCUGUCUCCGAAGGCAUGGUGGGCCAAACCUCCGCCCGCAAAGCCGCCGGCGUCAUCCUCCAGAUGAUCAAGGACGGGAAAAUCGCCGGAAGAGCAGUCCUCAUCGCCGGCCAGCCGGGGACGGGGAAAACAGCAAUCGCAAUGGGGAUGGCGAAAUCCCUAGGUCUCGAGACCCCAUUUGCCAUGAUUUCCGGCAGCGAAAUCUUCUCCCUCGAGAUGUCCAAGACAGAAGCCCUGAUGCAAGCCCUACGGAAAGCGAUUGGGGUGAGAAUCAAGGAGGAGACGGAGAUUAUAGAGGGCGAAGUGGUUGAAGUUCAAAUUGACAGGCCUGCGGUGGCCGGAGCGGCGUCCAAGACCGGGAAGUUGACACUGAAGACGACGGAGAUGGAGACUGUGUAUGACCUGGGGGCGAAGAUGAUUGAGGCGCUAGGGAAGGAGAAAGUGCAGAGUGGGGAUGUUAUCGCCAUUGAUAAAGCGUCUGGGAAAAUCACCAAGCUUGGGAGGUCCUUCGCCAGGUCGAGAGACUAUGAUGCUAUGGGGCCGCAGGUGAAGUUUGUUCAGUGCCCCGAUGGCGAGCUUCAGAAGAGGAAAGAGGUUGUGCAUUGUGUUACCCUCCACGAGAUUGAUGUCAUUAAUAGCAGAACACAGGGAUUUCUAGCGCUGUUCACUGGUGACACUGGCGAAAUUCGUGCUGAGGUCAGGGAGCAAAUCGACACUAAGGUGGCAGAAUGGAGAGAGGAAGGCAAAGCAGAGAUUGUGCCUGGUGUCCUGUUCAUAGAUGAAGUUCACAUGCUCGAUAUCGAGUGCUUCUCUUUCUUAAACCGUGCUCUCGAGAACGAGAUGUCUCCCAUACUAGUUGUUGCCACCAACAGAGGGAUCACUACAAUCAGAGGCACAAAUUAUAAAUCUCCUCAUGGAAUUCCCAUAGAUCUACUCGACCGCCUGCUUAUUAUCACCACCCAACCUUACUCGAAAGAUGAAAUCCGCAAGAUACUGGAUAUUAGGUGCCAAGAAGAAGAAGUAGAUAUGUCUGAGGAAGCAAAGGCACUGCUAACCCAUAUUGGCGGAGAAACAUCGUUAAGAUAUGCCAUCCACCUCAUUACUGCAGCAGCAUUAGCAUGCCUGAAGCGGAAGGGAAAGCUCGUGGAGAGUGAAGACAUCACCAGAGUUUACAAUCUGUUUCUGGACGUGAAGAGAUCAGCACAGUACUUGAUGGAGUAUCAGAAUGAGUACAUGUUCAAUGAAGCGCCGGUAGCAGGUGAAGAAGAUGAUGCCAGUGCAAUGGUACCUUGA
Linum trigynum is the source of this 1404-nucleotide messenger RNA. The record is from the annotation of a GenBank genome assembly. Lineage: Eukaryota; Viridiplantae; Streptophyta; Magnoliopsida; Malpighiales; Linaceae.